This is a messenger RNA of Scheffersomyces stipitis CBS 6054, 3321 nucleotides long. RefSeq names its product chromatin-binding protein (gene RAD9). Gene Ontology annotation, biological process: positive regulation of transcription by RNA polymerase II; DNA damage checkpoint signaling. The record is from RefSeq and is a predicted model, not a curated record. Gene Ontology annotation, molecular function: histone binding. Gene Ontology annotation, cellular component: nucleus. NCBI's taxonomy places the organism in Eukaryota, Fungi, Ascomycota, Pichiomycetes, Serinales, Debaryomycetaceae. The coding region runs from base 1 to 3321 and encodes 1106 amino acids. The transcript has a single exon.
AUGGAUCACGAGCGAAUACAGUCGCGUGUGGCUGAGAGUAGUCCAUUGAACCACAAAGUUUCCAGUUAUGACCCUGAUGAUUCAGUUAACAGUCUCGUGUUUGGCAACGACAUUGAGGCCAAUGACGUGUCCGAAACCCAAGAAGAUGUACCGGGGGAUCUAGAAACACAGAAGAUUGCUGAGAUAUCAAUUUCGAAAGAAAAUAUAGUAGAAAACGUAUAUCAAGGUAUCACAAUAACGAAGUCUCAAGAUAUCGACAAUCCAGAAAUGCCGACACAGGCAGACCAAACAAAUGGGACACCCACUCAGAAAAUUGGAUUUACAGAUGAAACAACGAAUUAUGAUAUUCUUAGCAAGAAGAAUGGCAAAAACGUGAAAUCUCCAUCACCGCAAAACUUCACGAAUCAGACAUAUGGGGUUCUACAAGACGAUAUACUGGAUACGCCAUUUUUAAACAAAUUGAAGGACCCAUUUAACGAUACAUAUGGUAGUAAUGAUACAAGGGACAUGACUCCACAAGAUAAUGAAAUUAAAAAUGGAGUUGGUGAUCCGUUUGUUGUGCCUAACAAAAGAAAACCUGGAACGACAAUAUUCUCGAAAAUACGACAGGAAGCAGAUGAAUCGCCAUUAAAGUACGAAAGUCAGCCACAGACAAUUGAUGAUACUCAGCAAUUGGAGGGUAGUAUUAAAAACGAUAAAAGCAUGCUUCUUCUGCCUCCGUUUGAUACACAACAAGUAAUUCGGUUUUCACAAAGCAAUGCUAAAGACACUCAGGUGGUAAGUACACUUUCACCUCCACAUAUAAACGGUAACAGUAAGAAUAUAGAGGAUAAUAACAGCGUAGGAAACAACGUUGAUAACAGCAACAACUACAACAAUAAUAGCACCAACAAUAAUAACACCAACGACAGCACACAAAUAGACAAUAAGCUGCUCGCGUAUUCUCUAAAUGAUACCCAAAAAACGUCUCACACAAAUGAUGUGACGAUGUUGACUUUCAGUACUGCUGAUGCACUUGUACAAAUUCCUGAGACCAGUGAAAACGAAACUGAAUCUCACAGACAAGUUAUUAGCACACAAGAGAUGCUUGAAAUGUCGAUGAAUAUUGACCACAACGAAUUAGAGACUCAAAUGAUCCAAGAGGUCGACAAGUUAGAAGUCAUAUCUGACGAAGAGCUUUACGAUAACGUAAAUGUGGACGUGGAAGACUCUUCAGACGGAAGGAUAGCCUUAGACAACCAAGUAGAGGACAGCUUGAUAACCCAUAGACUCAAGCGCAAGUAUGCCAGCAGUGUAAGCGGAAGUCCUCAGAAGAGAAGACAGCUGGCUGAAUCUGAAUCUGCCAAUAGACGUAUUCAGUCUGCUGGAGGUUCUUUAGAAGUAAGAAAAUCACCAUUGGCCUUGUUAAAAUACAAUGAACCUACGCUAGACACUUCUAGCGGUAUAGCCGAUUCUUCUCCAGUAGUAAGACGAUCGGAUAUUUUGAAGUUGAAUGUAAAUCAAUCUUCACCGUCCAAGGAAGCAAACCAGUCAAUUAGAUCAGACCAUGUUAUUGAUUCUGAUCUCACAAACGACGAAUUCCCCAAUCUUUCGUCUCCAAGAUUUGCAGAAGGGCCAGCAAAAGCAGAACAGGAAGAAGAAAUGGAAGAAUCGGAAAUGGAAGAUGUAGACAUGGAUUCUCAGGCUAUUGUCAUAGAUGCACAGAGGCAGUCUACAGUCAUUAACACUAGAAGAAGAAGAAACCAUGUGAUAGACACCCAGUCGCAAGAGAAUGUAGAAGUAGCUAAUGAUACUUCUGGCGAUCUGAGUGGCACUAGUUACAGAAAAGACUCUGCUGACAGAAACGAUGGAAUACUCAGACAUGAGGCACUGGAUGUACUCACUGAGUCUGACAUUCUUUUCAGAGAUAGUGUUUGGGCAUCCUACAAUUUGAAGAUGUACUCCGGCGUCGUUGUUGAAAGACAAUUUGAUGUUCUGAAAGUUGAAUUUGUAGAAGGCUUGUAUGAAAUCAAAAACUCUGAUCUUUACUUGCUCGAUAUCAGGAUUGGUGAUAUGGUGAAGACAAAGUAUUCAAAUGUAAAGUACGUGGUUACGGGGUUGACCAAUACCAGUUCACUGACAGCCAUUAAAUGCGUUAGGGGCUACAACUAUCUCCUCUUGCAAAAGAGAAGUGUCACGAAGAAACCGCAGGAUGAAAUUGGUGUAUCUCUUUCUGAAUGUUAUAUUGAAGUAGAAGACUGGUUUCAACGACAACAGAAGUACUCUCUAGUAUUGGACGAAAAGAAGAUACCGAAUGGAAAUGAUGUUCUUCGAACACCUUCCAAACCACGACUUGCUGCAAUGCCUGGCGACUCAAAGUACAAAGCUGGACCAUUCAGUAGUCCCAUAAGAGACGGUUCCAGAUUGUCUCCACAAAAGAGUAUAUCUAUAUUUGAACCAAACAAGAUAUUUUCGGGUAUGUUGUUUUGUAUUACUAGUAUUGAAGGAGCUAGUAAUACUAACAUUACCAAAUUAAUUGAAGAUAAUGGAGGAACUUUGAUUCAAAAAGGCUUUAAAGAUAUGCUCGAGUACCAAGUAGACGUUGAAGGACUUUCUUUGAAACCCAAAUCGAAGUCUUUAGAAAAGCUCAUUUUUGCAGCAGUGAUAUCCAAUAACCAUUGUCGUAGUGCUAAGUAUCUAGAGGCGUUGGCGUUAGGAUGGCCUAUACUUUCAGAUGCUUUUAUUCUAGAUUGUGUCGAGGACGAGUCUAGACUUUCAAAAUGGCCAUCGUACUUACUCCCAGCUGGGCAUUCGAUUCAGAUGAAUUCAGUGAAGAGUAUUGAUGUUUUUGAGUUUCGGUAUAACUACGAAAUGAAGAAACUGUUGAAAGAACAAAUACACAUCCAUAGUGAAUUACUCAGAGAUUUCAACAUAGUGGUCCACAACUACAAAAUCAAUCCCACUACCUUGCGUACCUGUCAGUUCAUUUUCUAUGCGUUUGGAGCUCACAAGUUAGAGUAUUGCACUAGAGAACCAGAGGUUAUGAAGACACUCAAGAAAAUGGCUGGCGAUACUAAUGAAGUCAUGAUAUACGACGAUGGUCCUUCUACGAAGACAAAACUACAGUCUCUCGAAAAAAAGAGAGCUGAACCCGUAGAACCUACUCGUUCUACGCGAACUCGUAGUCUGAGAAUCAAGAGCCAGUCUCUCAAAGCUACAAAAGCAGGAUCUCAGUCAAAGACAGUCCAUGUCAAAGUGAGUGUGAUAAACUGGGAAUGGGUCGUUCAGUGUGUGAUCAGCGGGAUUAUUUGGGAUACAGAAACAUUUAAUAUCGAUAUUUAG